AAAUGAAAAGCCACAGAGCGCACGCACUCAGUGACCACAGGCGAGGCUGAGCGCGCGCAGAGCAUCAAGGCAAGACAGGAGAAACUUUAAGAAGACGCUUUAACUUCUCACAUUAAGGAGGAUUUUAACGGAGCCAUGCUCGCUGCGUGUCUGGAGUUCCUCGGCUUGGCGCUGUGCGUCAUCGGCUCGCUGCUGGUGAUGAUCGCGUGCGGGCUGCCCAUGUGGAAGGUGACCGCGUUCAUCGACUCCAACAUCGUGGUGGCUCAGACCAUCUGGGACGGCCUGUGGAUGUCCUGCGUGGUGCAGAGCACCGGCCAGAUGCAGUGCAAAGUCCACGAUUCGGUGCUGGCCCUGGCGCAGGACCUGCAGACGGCCCGUGCGCUCACGGUCAUCUCUGCCGUGCUGGGGGUGGUCGCCCUCACGGUGACGGUCGCCGGGGCGCAGUGCACCAACUGCAUCAAGGACGAGACGGUGAAGGCGCGGGUGGUGAACGCCGGAGGGGUCAUCUACAUCAUGAGCGGGCUCUUCGUGCUGGUCCCGCUCUGCUGGAUGGCCAACAACAUCAUCGUGGACUUCCACGACCCGCAUCUGCCGCCGUCCAAGAAGCGGGAGAUCGGGGCGGCCAUCUACAUCGGCUGGGCCGCCACGGCGCUGCUGCUGCUCGGUGGGACCCUGCUGUGCUGCUCCUUCUCUCCGGGGGUGAGGGGCACGUAUCCCAUCAAAUACGCCCCCACCAAUACGAUCACAUCCAACGGGACCGAAAAGAAGUACUAUGUAUAAAUUGAGACUUUUAUAUGUUGGACAUUGUUUUUUUUUUGGAAAUGACGCAUCUGCUGUGAAAGUUUGAACUGAUGUGUCAAAAAGAUGCUGAGUCUGUUCAUAGCACAGAGUGGGGCUCAUUGAGGCAUCAUGUGCGCAUCUGCUGUGCGUAAAACUGUAAAAUAUGAGCAUUUUUCAGGCGGCAGGAGUUUAUUCAUGCUCCUAUUGGGUUUUAAUCUGCUUGUAAUGCAUCACAGGGCUGACAAAGUGUUUUAUCAUAUUGUUGUAAUUAUGCCAUUGUGCAGGUUGGGUCCGUUUGUGUGCGUGUGUGGCCUCUGAUUGGCUGCAGAUCUUCAUUGUAUAUAGUUGUUUCCCCUCCCGGUGGACUAAUUUAGUCUGAGACUGGUUCCCACAGUGAACAUGCAGCAGGCACUGAAGCCUUUCCAGACCAAUGAGCACUCAUGAUGUGAUCAGAGAGGGGACUAUUUGCAUUUGAAUACAUGUACAGUGUUUUCUACUUCCUGUCAUUAGACUUUUAAUAGGACAUACUUUUUCUAAUAAAGAAAAUAGAAACAA
This is a messenger RNA of Epinephelus lanceolatus (giant grouper), 1335 nucleotides long. RefSeq names its product claudin 5b (gene cldn5b). Gene Ontology annotation, cellular component: bicellular tight junction; membrane. The record is from RefSeq and is a predicted model, not a curated record. Gene Ontology annotation, molecular function: structural molecule activity. NCBI's taxonomy places the organism in Eukaryota, Metazoa, Chordata, Actinopteri, Perciformes, Serranidae.